Molecule: messenger RNA, 3939 nt
Organism: Amphiprion ocellaris (clown anemonefish)
Lineage: Eukaryota; Metazoa; Chordata; Actinopteri; Pomacentridae
Gene: inab
Product: internexin neuronal intermediate filament protein, alpha b
Exons: 3
Coding region: 129-1577 (482 amino acids)
Biological process (GO): intermediate filament organization
Cellular component (GO): postsynaptic intermediate filament cytoskeleton; cytoplasm; intermediate filament
Molecular function (GO): structural constituent of postsynaptic intermediate filament cytoskeleton
Source: RefSeq, a predicted model, not a curated record
ACUGACUGGACUACCUGGUACAUGUGGAGCAAACAGAGUCGCCAGUGGGCAUUAAUUAGUGAUUGGGUCGAUCCCCAUAUAUAAAGGAGACGCGCCCACUGCUCUGCUCUGUCUCCAUACGAACCAAGAUGAGCUACGGAUCUGAUGUCUUCUCCUCCUCCUCCUACCGGAGGAUUUUCGGGGAAUCUCCCCGUUAUGCGUCCUCUCCAUCGCGCACAAAUAUGAGCGUCUCCACGCGCGGGGGUUACCGGUCCUCAUCUCUGUCCCGAGGAAACAUCUCUUCCCUGGGCUCGUACAACAGAAAGUCCGGCCGCUCCUUCUCCUCCAUGCCGCUGGAGACUUUCGACCUGACCCAGAGCAGCGUCCUCAACAAUGAGUUCAAAAUCAUCCGUACCAAUGAGAAGGAACAAAUGCAGGGUCUCAAUGACCGCUUUGCAAUGUUUAUUGAGAAAGUGCGCAACUUGGAGCAGCACAACAAAGUGUUGGAAACGGAGUUGAUCGCUCUGCGCCAGCGGCAGACCGAGCCGUCCCGCUUGGCAGAGCUUUACCAGCAAGAGAUCCGCGAACUGCGCUCCCAGCUGGAGGAACUGAACGGAGAGAAGUCCCAGCUGAUGAUCGAAAGGGACAACAUCGAAGACGACCUGCAGAAGCUCAGGGGGAAAUACGAAGAGGAGUUCCGCGCAAGAGAGGAGGCGGAGGCCAACCUCAAGGCGUUUAAGAAAGACGUGGAUGAUGCCACCAUGGUGCGCCUGGACCUGGAGAAGAAGGUGGAAUCUCUGCUGGACGAGAUCAACUUCCUCAGGAAGGUGCACGAAGAGGAGGUGGCCGAGCUGACGGACAUGAUCCAGGCCGCCCAGGUGUCCGUGGAGAUGGAGGUGUCCAAGCCGGACCUCACCUCCGCGCUCAAGGAGAUCCGCGGCCAGUACGAAUCCAUGGCGUCGAAGAACCUGCAGUCCGCCGAGGAGUGGUACAAGACCAAGUUUGCGGAUCUGUCCGAGCAGGCCAGCCGGAGUAACGAGGCCAUUCGAGCCAGCAGGGAGGAGAUGAACGAGUUCAGGAGGCAGCUGCAGUCCAAGACCAUCGAGAUCGAAAGUCUGAGGGGAACCAACGAGUCUCUGGAGAAGCAGCUGCGGGAGAUGGAGGACAGGCACAACGUGGAGAUUGGAAACUACCAGGAAAGCAUGGCAGAGCUGGAAAAUGACCUGAGGACCACUAAGAGCGAAAUGGCUCGCCACCUGAGGGAGUAUCAGGAUCUGCUGAAUGUCAAGAUGGCACUGGAUAUUGAAAUUGCAGCAUACAGGAAACUACUGGAAGGAGAGGAGACCCGCAUCGGCACGGGCCUCACCUAUCCCACCCCCUCUAUAACUUCCGGUGCUGGGCAGGGCUACAACUACCAAACCCGCAUUUACACCAGCUCAGGCAAGAGCUCCAAGAAGGAGGGGAAGGACGAGGAGCAACAGCAGCAGAUCAAGUCCGGAGGGAAGGUCUCCCAGCGUGAAGUUUACGAGGAAACUGUCGUCACCACCAAGAAGAUGGAGAAGCAGCAGGAUGACAUUCCCAUCCAUCAGAAAAACUAGGAGCCUUCUGUAAGCCUGAGCUCAACUCCUAAAGUUUCCCUAUAUCUCGCAAACCUCUUCAUCUCCCAUCCUAAAACAAACCUGGAGCAUUUACACUUCAAAUAAGAUAGUGAGAUUGUCAUGGUUUCUAUCUGAACUAGUGUGUGUUGGACAUCUUCAAGUGUAGAAUCUACAGGUUUGUUUUAUGUUGGUGUAUUUGUCCCCCUAUUUGUCCCCCACAGGUUUCUCCCAAAGGAAAUCCAUUAUAACGCAACUAGAACAUCACACUGUAUCUGUUUUCUCUCGUUCUCUCUCACAAACUCAGCAUCAAACAGAACUUAGGUAGCAUCUCUUACAUAAGCGUGGUCUUUCAAAGUUACAAUAUUCAACUGGUCUUUCACACUAGUUCAUAUGUAGUACCAACACGCAGUAGCUAAUAACUCUGGUCCUGCAUUUUCUACCACAAACUGUGAGUAACUCUCAACACAUUCCAAGGGAAGCAUGUGUAUGCGGAAAAGAGGUCAAAACACAUCAGCUGCUAUUGGUCUGCAUCCACCUUUACACCACAAAUACAAUGAUUCCUGACAGUUUAUUACAGAAGCACACAUCGACAUAAGAAACCAGCCAAAAUAGUCGAUAAUAAAUGAUAGCGUCUUGCUGAGCCGAUUCAUUUGAAUCUCUUUAGUGAAAAUGUGUUGCUUAAAUCGCUUCUUGCACAAUUUUUCUUAUCGUGAUUGGUGCAUCAGCGGUUAGGUCCAAUCAGCUCUGCAUGACAACAGUAUGAUGGAGGAUUAGCAUCCUCAGUCGAGCACUGACCCUCUCUGACUUCCCAGCAAAGCUUCAUUAACAGAAGUGGAUUACUGUAGCUAUUUAAAUGAGAUUAAGACUUGAAGCAAAGCAAGAAAACAAAUAUAUUAAUUGAGCUUAAUUUGCAUGGUGUAUGUAGAUGUCAGGCUUGCAUGGAAACCAUCAGCUCAUUGCUCAUUCAACACGUUUUUUGGUUGUUUGUAGUCACCACUGACCAUGCUCAGCAUCAUCAUCCUGCACAAAAUCCAUUAAUGAUUGUAAUAAACAUGCCAGAUUUGAGACUUCUCUUAGGAUUAGCUAUUUAUGCUAUGAAGAUAAGGAGGGAAGCUCCUCUGAGACGCACUUAAAUGUAAACUGCUUGGUCAAAGUUUGCACAAUUUGCUAUGAAGGAUACAGGGGAAAGCUAAAAAUGCUGGAAAACUAGGAGCUAAUGUGAUUUUAAAAAAUGAGUCUUCUAUACAGCUCAGGCGAUUAGAGAUUGAAUUGUGAAUUAUGUUUUAGCACAAAUGCAUGUGAUUCUGUAGGAUUCCUCCAUCCGGGUUUAUACAUAGACUGCGCAACACCAUAUUUCCCACGAAGCACAUUUGAACCCCAGAAUCAAUAGCAUAUCACUUAACGAAGAAAACCACCAAAAUACAUCGUUUGUUUUUUUUUAAAAAAACCUGCCAGACUAUGAUGUGUUUGAAGUAACAGGACCUCUCUGUUUUUAACUGUGGCCAUGACUGGAUAAAACGUCUGUUGUAGUAUAACCUCACCACUAGAAAUUGUUCAGUAUAAGAGACUUGUAGGUCAUUUUUUCUGAUUGUGCACUGCCAACUCUUAACACAGCUAUAUUACUCUCUCGCUGCUGCUUAGUGCCCUGACAAACUGCGCACACACUAAGAAUGGAAACUACUGAUUGCACGGCAGGCUGCUCCGAUCAGGUUCUUAUCAUUUUACCUGAAGCUUGAGACAAGAAUCUAAGUACUGUAGUGUGUUUAUAUCUCUACAAAGUGGCCUAACAUAACUGGAAUUCAAGAGGAAACGGUGAUGGCAAAUUUGAAACUUGGGCAUUUUGUUUGUGGAUUAUUGUUUUCCAGUGUCAAGCAGAAGAAAAAUCUCAGAAGAACCUAUAAAAAUACAGCAUUUUAUAUUACACAUUACAACAAUGGGUGAAUUAUUCAUGGUUGCAUAUGUCAAGCCUUUAUCCUUUCACUGUAAACCAAAAGAGCUUUCAUGGAUGUCUGGGGGGAAAAAGUCACAACUACAGCACUGCCAAACUUUUCUAGGAAAGAAAAAUCAUCUUCUGAAAAAUAUAGAACAUCACCAAAAUCAACAAUCAAGAUUUAGCCAUACUGUAGAAGAAAUACUGUAGAAAUGCCUUAAAACACCAGCAGCUUCUGGCCAAGUGUUUGAUGUGUAUGAUUCUGUUCAGUGGGGUGUUUAAUCAUUGUUAUCUCUUCAGUAGUGUUUAUUAUAGUUACCAUGACAACAAAAGCAUAGGUAUUGAAUGUAGUUGACAUGAUAUUCUCUUUACUGUUGCUACUGCUUAUGUAUUGCUGUAUGACACCAUAUCAAUAAAGACUUGACAUUACAA